AUUUAAGGGACAGUAUAUGAAAUUGAAGAACCCAGGAAUCCGGGCAAAUAGCUGAGCAAUGACAGUUCUAAUUGAUGGCGUGACCACUGACCAGAGCUUGUUACUUGGAGCGGUCCAGCGGAACCGAGGGAAAAGGGACACUGGGUCACAGGUGAAGUGUACGAAAAGUGCUGAUAAAUAUUGGAAGUGUGAUGAGGAGACGGGUGAGCAGGUUUGUGUUGAUACACGACACGACCACAACUGUUCCACCUGUAUCAAAGAUCAUUACCCGGUGGAAGGAUCACCUGACUGUAAAUAUUGUACUGAGACGGACUGGUACACUUGUUCUGAUAAAGGAGAGAGAGAAUGCAAAGAUAGCUGGUACGGGGUUAUGUGCGACGAGUACUGUGUGGAAACUAAAAGAUUCUCUUGUCUGGGGACUGGUGCCAUCAGUGUAAAACCAACUUUACAGGAGAAGAGUCUUACUGCAAGUCCUGCAAAGAGGGCCACUACGGAGUGUCAUGUGACCUGGUGUGUGUGCCGCUCACUACCCUGUCUGUGUGUGAUCGAGAGACUGGUGCCCUAAAGUGUAAAGAAGACUACUUUAACCCACCCUACUGUAACACCUUCUGCAACACCUCCUGCCCUCACUACACCUGUAACACCUCCGGAGAGAAGCGAUGCGGUACAAACCGGGACAUCACCACAGGGUGUGACACUUGUGUGGAGAAUUGGUAUGGUGAGGAGUGUGGGACGUUCUGUUUCACGGAUUUAGUGACCAUGGAAUGUGAUGUGGGUGGUAGGUUGGUGUGCAAGCAGGGCUGGGCUGGUGAGGAAUGUACGGAAUGUGCUGAGGGUUGGCAUGGUAACAUGUGUGAUACUUUCUGUGUGGAUUUGGAGGACUUUAGGUGUAACAAAAAGGGGAUUUUGGUUAUGUUCGAUGAGCCAGUGACAGAUUUGCAGGAGGUAGAUGAUAUUGAUAAUAAUGAUAAUCAUGAGGACAAUGAUGUUGUGUAUGCAUCAUUUUUAAUAAUUUUUGGUUUCUUGGCCGCAUUUUUCUCGUUGCUUAUUUCUUAUCUCCUUUAUGGUAAAUUUAGAAAUAUCUUAUCUGAAAGGCAAGAAUGUAAGUGAUAAGUACAUUCUACAUUCAUCCAAAGUGUUGGUCUUGACUUAAGUAUUACAUUUCAUAUUUUGGGAAGGGAUUUAUUAUUUCGGAUUCUAGAUUUUUCUAGAUUCUUCUCCAGAUAUUGCAGACUUCAGAAACAUGACAUCAUUGCGACUUUUAGAUUAGUGGUUAAACCCUGAUUACCGAUUUACUGCGCCCAAUAUGUACUUUCAGGGAACCGGGGUGAUUAACCGGGAGUUUUUACUGAUACCACUUUAGUUUAUUUGCUUAUUGUAAUAAACGAUUUUCGAAUAUUUGUAGUAAACGAUUUUCGAUUAACUGAGCAAUUAAGUUUAAAUUUGCUCCCGCUAAAUUGGUUUAUUAAUGUAAAAAGAAUUAUAAUAAGAACAAACAAGAACAUGUUCAAUUUAUUUUAUUUUAAUCAUAC
Messenger RNA from Bolinopsis microptera, 1532 nucleotides. RefSeq lists its product as uncharacterized. NCBI's taxonomy places the organism in Eukaryota, Metazoa, Ctenophora, Tentaculata, Lobata, Bolinopsidae. The transcript is spliced from 6 exons. The record is from RefSeq and is a predicted model, not a curated record. The coding region runs from base 59 to 565 and encodes 168 amino acids.